Molecule: messenger RNA, 1037 nt
Organism: Dioscorea cayenensis subsp. rotundata (Guinea yam)
Lineage: Eukaryota; Viridiplantae; Streptophyta; Magnoliopsida; Dioscoreales; Dioscoreaceae
Product: chlorophyll a-b binding protein 3, chloroplastic
Exons: 3
Coding region: 88-867 (259 amino acids)
Biological process (GO): response to light stimulus; photosynthesis, light harvesting in photosystem I
Cellular component (GO): chloroplast thylakoid membrane; plastoglobule; chloroplast envelope
Source: RefSeq, a predicted model, not a curated record
ACCUUGUUCACUUCCUUUGAAUUCUCCACAUAUUCUCAACCACAACACACCACAUUUCACUCUCUACAACACAAACUCUUGAGACAUAUGGCAUCCACUAUUGUUAGGCCAACACCAUUCCUCGGCCAGACCAGGGUCUCCACAGCCAAUCCUCUCAGAGAUGUUGUUUCCAUGGGCAAUGCUAAAUUCACUAUGGGUAAUGAACUUUGGUAUGGACCAGACCGGCUCAAGUACUUGGGACCUUUCUCUGCUCAGACCCCAUCAUACCUCACUGGAGAGUUCCCCGGAGAUUAUGGCUGGGACACCGCCGGUCUCUCUGCUGACCCUGAAGCAUUCGCCAGGAACCGAGCCCUGGAGGUAAUCCAUGGGAGGUGGGCAAUGCUGGGUGCUCUGGGUUGCAUCACCCCUGAGGUCCUGCAGAAAUGGGUCAGAGUGGACUUCAAAGAACCAGUCUGGUUCAAGGCUGGGGCUCAGAUCUUCAGUGAAGGUGGGCUGGACUACCUGGGCAACCCAAACCUGGUCCACGCUCAGAGCAUCCUGGCAGUCCUUGGUUUCCAAGUCAUCCUGAUGGGCCUCGUUGAAGGAUACCGCAUCAACGGUCUCCCUGGAGUGGGAGAAGGCAAUGACCUCUACCCUGGCGGCCAAUACUUCGACCCUCUAGGUCUGGCUGAUGACCCUGUCACCUUUGCUGAGCUCAAGGUUAAGGAGAUCAAGAAUGGCCGCCUUGCCAUGUUCUCCAUGUUUGGCUUCUUUGUCCAGGCCAUUGUCACAGGCAAGGGCCCACUUGAGAACCUCUUGGAUCAUCUUGACAACCCUGUCGCAAACAAUGCCUGGGUCUAUGCUACCAAGUUUGUGCCUGGCUCUUAAAUUAGAUACUGCUUGCUCUUCCUACUACUACUGCAUCUCCCUUUUAGUCUCAGAGACUAGGAUCUGAAAGAGUACUAUCUCUUCUUGUAUCUUGUAUGUAUCAUCAAACCAAUUAAUCAUUUCAUUGCAUUGUAUUAUCAAAUAUCAAUGUUCAAAAUCUUGUCUUCUAA